This is a messenger RNA of Panicum virgatum (switchgrass), 867 nucleotides long. RefSeq names its product WRKY transcription factor 71-like. Gene Ontology annotation, biological process: regulation of DNA-templated transcription. The coding region runs from base 1 to 867 and encodes 288 amino acids. Lineage: Eukaryota; Viridiplantae; Streptophyta; Magnoliopsida; Poales; Poaceae. Gene Ontology annotation, molecular function: sequence-specific DNA binding; DNA-binding transcription factor activity. The record is from RefSeq and is a predicted model, not a curated record. The transcript is spliced from 2 exons.
AUGACGCCGUACUCGAGCAUCACGGACUACCUGCAGGGCUUCCUGGACCCUGCGGGGGUGGGUGCGCACCUCGACGCGCCGUGCCGGUUCGGCGACGACGCCGUGAAGCAGGGAAUGGAGGCGGUGCCGGUGCGGUUGGUCCGCCAUGACGGCCAGGCCGGUCAGCCGGUCACGCCGAACUCGUCGGUGCUGUCGUCUUCCAGCUGCGAGGCAGGAGGUGCUGACGAGGAGCCGCGUCGCCGGUGCAAGGCAGGUAGGCCGGAGGAGGAGGAGGAAGAGGAGCAGGAGGAGGAGAUCGAUGCUGACGAGGGAUCUGCCGCCGAUCGGAACUGCAAGAGGAGCAAGGACAAGAAGGCGAGAGGCGAGAAGAAGCCGCGGGAGCCCCGCGUGGCGUUCAUGACCAAGAGCGAGGUCGACCACCUCGAGGACGGCUACCGGUGGCGCAAGUACGGCCAGAAGCCCGUCAAGAACAGCUCGUACCCGAGGAGCUACUACCGGUGCACGGCGGCGCGGUGCGGGGUGAAGAAGCGGGUGGAGCGGUCGCACCAGGACCCCUCCACGGUGAUCACCACGUACGAGGGGCAGCACACGCACCCGAGCCCCGCGAGCGUCCUCAUCAGGUGCGGCGGCGGCGGCGGGGCCUACGGCGCGCCGCCGCGGCUUGGCUUCCGCCCGGACCUGCGCGCGAUGGCCGACGACUACGCUCACGCCGCGCGCAUGACGCCGAGCAGCUUAGUAACUCCAGUCGGCGGUCCGCUCCCGCCGACGAGCCUUAUUCACGAGCUCCGCCGUUCUUCUUCGCAUCUGGCUGCGUACGGCGGCGUGCUGGACUUCAUUCCGUCGGAGAUGAGCAACGAGCAUGCAUGA